Molecule: messenger RNA, 207 nt
Organism: Peromyscus eremicus (cactus mouse)
Lineage: Eukaryota; Metazoa; Chordata; Mammalia; Rodentia; Cricetidae
Gene: Defb108b
Product: defensin beta 108B
Exons: 3
Biological process (GO): innate immune response
Cellular component (GO): extracellular region
Source: RefSeq, a predicted model, not a curated record
AUGUUAAAGAAGCCACAGGAAGUCAGGGGCAAGUUCAAGGAAAUCUGUUAACAUCCAAAUGGUGUCUGCCAAUCACACUGCAUUGAAACAGAAGUCUACAUUGGGAUGUGUUUAAAUAAAUGACCUUGCUGCCUGCCCACGGGGCAUCAACCCAGAGGAAAAAUGCACUCCCUCUCAUGCAAGCUUUCAGUGUCACCCUCUCAGUAA